AUGGCUAUACCAAUAACAGUGCUUGACUGUGACCUCUUGCUGUAUGGCCGAGGUCACCGAACAUUGGACCGCUUUAAGCUAGAUGAUGUGACUGAUGAAUACUUGAUGUCUAUGUAUGGGUUUCCUCGACAGUUUAUUUAUUACUUGGUGGAUCUCUUGGGGGCAAGUCUAUCUAGACCUACUCAGCGAUCCAGGGCUAUUAGCCCAGAGACACAGAUCCUUGCAGCAUUGGGCUUUUAUACCUCAGGUUCCUUUCAGACUCGAAUGGGAGAUGCUAUUGGAAUCAGUCAAGCCUCUAUGAGUCGUUGCGUUGCCAAUGUCACCGAAGCACUUGUGGAAAGGGCCUCACAGUUCAUUCGCUUUCCAGCUGAUGAAGCCUCCAUGCAGGCUCUGAAGGAUGAAUUCUAUGGGUUGGCAGGGAUGCCAGGAGUUAUAGGGGUGGUUGACUGUAUCCAUGUGGCGAUCAAGGCGCCAAAUGCUGAAGAUCUCUCCUAUGUGAAUCGCAAAGGUCUGCAUUCUUUAAACUGCCUUAUGGUGUGUGACAUCAGAGGGGCACUAAUGACUGUGGAGACAAACUGGCCAGGUAGCCUACAGGACUAUGCUGUACUGCAACAGUCUUCUCUCAGUAGUCAGUUUGAAGCUGGAAUGUACAAAGAUAGCUGGUUUCUUGGUGACAGUUCCUUCUUUCUUCGCACCUGGCUCAUGACACCACUUCAUAUUCCUGAAACUCCAGCAGAAUAUCGCUAUAAUAUGGCCCAUUCUGCAACUCACAGUGUGAUUGAGAAGACUUUCCGAACCCUCUACUCCCGGUUCCGCUGCCUGGACGGAUCCAAGGGGGCACUUCAGUAUUCACCAGAAAAGUCCAGCCACAUCAUCUUGGCGUGUUGUGUUCUCCACAACAUCUCCCUAGAGCAUGGGAUGGAUAUUUGGUCCUCUCCAAUGACAGGACCCAUGGAACAGCCCCCUGAGGAAGAGUAUGAGCACAUGGAGUCCCUGGACUUAGAAGCGGACCGUAUCCGUCAAGAGCUAAUGUUCACUCAUUUUAGCUAACAUGGAAAAUGCGAAGCAGGAAGACUUCCCAGAAGGAGCUGUGACAAACUUUUUAUUCUUACUACCUUCCACACAAGUUCCAUCAUCUAGCGUAACUGAGUGUGCAAA
Messenger RNA from Otolemur garnettii (small-eared galago), 1158 nucleotides. RefSeq names its product harbinger transposase derived 1 (gene HARBI1). Bases 1 to 1050 code for a protein of 349 amino acids. The transcript is spliced from 2 exons. The record is from RefSeq and is a predicted model, not a curated record. NCBI's taxonomy places the organism in Eukaryota, Metazoa, Chordata, Mammalia, Primates, Galagidae.